Messenger RNA from Jatropha curcas, 2051 nucleotides. It is a transcript of the gene PHT4;3, whose product is annotated as phosphate transporter 4;3. Gene Ontology annotation, molecular function: phosphate transmembrane transporter activity. The record is from RefSeq and is a predicted model, not a curated record. Gene Ontology annotation, cellular component: plastid. Lineage: Eukaryota; Viridiplantae; Streptophyta; Magnoliopsida; Malpighiales; Euphorbiaceae. Gene Ontology annotation, biological process: transmembrane transport.
CGAGUCAGCACAAACUACAAAUCUUCCUCACACAUUUACCUCAGAUUAUAGGGGCCUUCCUGUCAUUUCAUCUUGAUGGAGUGUACGAAGAACUGGAGUUUCCUUCCAAUCUCAAGUCAGCAACAGCAAUAGCUAAUUAGCAACUCCAAAAAAUGAACUCUGCGUUCUCUCUCAAUCGACCAAAUAGCACUCACUCGCUGUCUCUGUUCCAAAACUACAGAAUCAAAAGCCUCAAAUCCAAACGUUUCAAGCUUCCAUUUCCUUCUUGUUUCGCUGUUUCGACAAGCCAUGACUAUAAUCGAAACGUUUUUUUUCCGCCGGGUUCUUUUCAAGCUCAACUCCGGCAUGACUCAGUUGCAUUCCGUAAAGUUUCACUUUCACGAGUUAGGGUUUCGUCGGACGACACUGGGUUAGGUUCGUUAGGCGAAGAUAGCGAGCCGGAGAAGCGGAGUUUUAGAGAGUUUAUAACUUCGGAGAGAAUCAAAGUGGUAGCUAUGCUUGCUUUGGCACUGGCGCUUUGUAAUGCCGAUCGUGUUGUGAUGUCGGUGGCAAUUGUUCCAUUGUCGUUUGCUCACGGAUGGAGCCGAUCCUUCUCCGGUAUUGUUCAGUCAUCUUUCCUGUGGGGAUACUUAGUUUCUCCAAUAGUAGGAGGGACUUUGGUGGAUUAUUAUGGUGGUAAAGUAGUCAUGGGAUGGGGUGUCGCGCUGUGGUCAUUAGCUACCUUUCUUACUCCCUUUGCUGCAGAAACUUCGUUAUGGGCUCUAAUGGCCAUGCGAGCUUUGCUUGGGGUGGCCGAAGGUGUUGCUCUUCCUUGCAUGAACAACAUGAUAGCAAGAUGGUUUCCAUCGACAGAACGUGCCAGAGCAGUUGGAAUUGCAAUGGCCGGAUUUCAGCUUGGAUGUGCAAUAGGACUCACUCUAUCCCCAAUCCUCAUGUCACGAGGUGGUAUAUUUGGGCCGUUUGUAAUUUUUGGACUAUCUGGAUUCCUUUGGGUUUUGGUUUGGUUAUCUGCAAUAUCAAGUACUCCCGACCGUAGUCCCCAGAUAUCAAAAUAUGAAUUGGAGUACAUUAUGAGCAAGAAGCAGAAAUCUUUCCUUGUGGAAAAUAAACCCAGGAUGGCCGGGGUAAUCCCUCCAUUCAGACGCUUGCUGUCUAAAAUGCCGACAUGGUCUCUUAUAGUUGCAAACUCCAUGCAUAGCUGGGGAUUUUUUGUUAUUCUUUCGUGGAUGCCUAUAUACUUUAAUACAGUAUUUCAUGUUGACCUGAAACAAGCUGCAUGGUUUAGUGCGGUUCCUUGGAGUUUGAUGGCAGUCAUGGGAUUCUUUGGUGGGCUGUGGUCAGACACGUUGAUACAGGGCGGUAUAAGUAUCACUUUGACUCGCAAGAUCAUGCAGUCAAUUGGUUUUAUGGGUCCUGGGAUUGCUUUUAUUGGUUUGACUACUGCAAAAAGUCCAUCUAUUGCAUCUGCUUGGCUUUCUUUAGCUGUUGCACUGAAAGCUUUUAGUCACUCGGGUUUUCUUGUGAACUUUCAGGAGAUUGCUCCCCAAUAUACUGGUGUUUUACAUGGAAUCUCAAACACUGCUGGAACUUUAGCAGCCAUUGUUGGGACAGUUGGAGCUGGUUUUUUUGUUGAAUUGGUGGGAUCAUUCCAAGGAUUUCUAUUGCUUACAUCAUGCUUAUAUUUUCUCUCUGCAUUGUUCUACAUCGUUUUUUCUACUGGAGAAAGGGUGAAUUUUGACUGAACUGUAACCCGAAGAAGUUGUACCUCUGAAAGUAUCAUUCAAGAAUGGACUGUGUAGAGUUUACAAUUGCAGCUAAGUGAAGCUGUGUUCUUCAAGGCAGUAGAGAAGUCUGACUGCAAUAAUUCCCCUGCUCUAGAUGGGAUACUAUUAUGUAUGAAAUUGAAGAAAUGUACAGUGUGUAUUCUUGUCGUCCCUCAAGUGUAAAGUUCGAAGUGGCAAUAUAUAUUGAGCCCAUAAAAUUCAAACAAAAAAGGAAAAUAAUUAAUUAAAAUAAAAUAAACCUAAACUACUAAAUUUCUUUUUUAUUUA